AUUUAAUGUGUAUACGAUUUGAAAAUUAUAAUAUAUUUUUAAACUUUAUAAGAAUUGCAAAAACGAAUAUUUUAAGAAAUUAAAAUAAAUAAAUGUUGGUUGUAGAUGUCGAUGGAUGAUGUAACCUCAAACCGGAAGAUCGACGAAUACUGUAUGUUGUAAACAAGUGACCGUCGAAAGUACUUUUAAAUUGCUUGGUGGAAAAUUGUCGUUUGGUUUUUUUGAUAAAUUCGUAUCAAUUAUGUCGUUAUUUUGAUUAUUUAUUAAGUAAAACAUGGCUUCGAGCGAUAUCGAAGAGUUCACUUUAAGUAAAGAAGAAUCGGAACGUUUAAAGGAAGCUUUCAAAGACGAGAAGUUCGUUCGUUUGUUGCACGAAUAUGCAGAAGAAGUGAACGAUCCUGAAAACAGGAAGAAGUACGAAGAAGAUGUUAUUGCUGUCGAGAAGCAACAUGGCCACCAAGUAACGUUUAUACAUCAAGAAGCUGGCUAUGUUAUUAAAACCAGUGAAGAAGGGGAGAAGAAGGCUUUCGUCAACGUUUGUCAGAACGAUAAGGUGGAGAAGCCUUCGUUUACUAGGGAGUCGGAGUCCGACGCAGAGGGAACUCUUUGGAAAUUGCCUCACCUGCUGACGCCGCCCCGCCAGGAUCUGGACAAGAGUAACCGAAGAUGCGUCGUCUACGACGUCGUCUUUCACCCCGACGCUCUCCUUCUCGCCCGGAAGAACGAGCGUUUUCGCAAAAUGCUCGACGACGUGGCUUUGGAAGCCGUCGAGAGUAAAUUUGACGUUAAGUUGGAUAGGGCCAACGUGCGGUUUCCCAAGAUGAAAUAUAAGGGUUGUCCCGUGGCUCCGGUUACCAGGAAGAAGAUGGAAGCGUCGUUCUCUCCGAAGGAUUCCGAAGACGACGAAUUUGACGACCGGUUCGAGGAGUUAUUUAGACCUCCGAAGAGUUCGUUCGAUUGGAGCGAAACUAAGAAAAAGAAAAAGAGCGAAAAGCCGGAGGAGGCGGAGGAAGGUUCCCGGACUCGUCCGAAGUAUACCGUUAAGUAUCGUAAUCGCUUCGAUAUUCAGGAUUAUGCAAACGUUCCCGGUCGGACCGUCGACGCUCGACCUCAAGAGAUAAUCGUAGAAAUUCACUUACCGCUUUUGAGUUCUGCUUCCGAUUUGAACUUAGACAUAUUUGAGAAAAGACUGUUAUUGAUAUCCGAGAAAAAAGGCGCUAGUUAUAAAUUAGAUUUGGCACUUCCUUACUCCGUUAAUGAAAAUGAUGGAAAAGCACAGUUUGAUAAAGCUAAACGAAAACUUUGCAUUACGCUAAAAGUUUUGCCUUCUGUAGAUAAUUUAGAUACGACCUCGUCCGGCAAGAUUGGGGAUAAUUUAGAUACAAGUUUAUGUGAUAAACUAGAGAAUACUUUGGAUGCAAGUCGAUUGGAUAAAAUUGAUGAAGAUUUGGAACUAAAAGAACAAAUAGUUUAUGACAAAACUGCUAAAGAUUUUUCCUGUUACAGUUUGACUGUAGAUAAUAUGGAUAACGAAGAAGAGUUUGAAAAAAUAUCUAUUGAUUUAAUUGAAAAUAGUAAUAUAUUAGAUGAAAAUAAUUCGUCAAAUGUUUCGGCUAGUAUUCGAGAUAUUGCGGAGAUGAAUGAUAUUACCGAACGAUUUGAGGGAAAUCUUCACGUUGACGAGAAGAAACAAGAAAACGGUACAGAAAAAUCACAAAUGGAAGAGACCAUUCAAGAAAAGAGGCAUGACUGUGAUUUAAAUAUGCCCUUAUCACUAACAGUUCCUUAUUCUAUACCAAAGUUUGAUUAUUAUCAAACUUCUAAAAUUGUGACACUUGUUAUUCAAGUAAAAAAUAUUGAUUCUAGUUCAAUUUACACUUAUUUCUGUGACUGUCGUCACAGUUGUCGAGUCACAUUCUACACGCUAGGAGAAGGAUUUGUUCCUUUCUACUAUUGUUUAUUUUUAAAAUUUGAGUAUUUGUUAGCUACGAAUACCGAGACCAUGCGAGUGAGUUUAAGCAGAGAUAAUUUAGUGUUUCAUCUUAUCAAAGAUGCUAAUUAUUGUUAUUCCUGGACUGAAUUCCAAGCUGGUUUGAACAACAAACAACUAACAAAAUAUGAGUUUGUUUGCAAGAAUGCUGUCCUAAAGACUAUACAGGAAUUGAAGGAUGAAUCUGAAAAUGUUAUGGCUGGAGAUAAACUAACAAAUGAAAAUGUUCAUGUUGAAGAUGUCAGCCUCAACCAAGUGACAUUUGAUAUAAAUCUCAAACAAUCAGUUCAAGAUCAAAUCGAGAAAGAAAUCAACAGUCCACAAGAUGCUGCGAGUGAUCAAUCCAAACAAGAUAUGCUAACAAUAAUGAAUUCUUCCACUAAACUAAGAACAUCCUCCGGAUCCAGUGAGGAUCAGAAUCAGAGUCCAUUACAGAAGAAGAGAGGAAUUCUGAAAUAUCCCCGUUGUUACUGGAGAACCAUAUCGGAAUCUAGCGACGAUACAUUUUGGUCGUCGCUAGAUAACGACUGCACUCCCGUGGGAUCAUUUGACAGUUCGGGUGAAAAGCCCAAAAAAUGUGUUCGUUUCAGCGAUCAGAUUGCAAAAACUGUUUUCAGAGCUAAUUCAAGUAUUUUGGGUCAGCGAAAGAAGAAUCAAAGAAAGGCACGUAAUAGAAAGAAAAUGGCAAACAGAACAUCUGAGAGUGACAACUGCACUGAAACUUCGGAAGAAAAUUCUGACUAUAACAGCACAAAUGAAUCUGAAUUGGGACCUGAUGACUUAAGUAAAUACGGAAGGAAAUUAUAUACUUGGCAAGAAAAUAAAAAUGCUGAUAAUACCAUUUUAGAUGUGGAAAAGAUUCAGUUAAGUAAAAAUGAAUUUGAUAAGAAAGAACAACUAUCUGUCAGUUCAAAUAAUAACUGUUGUAUAGAGUCACAAUGUGAAAAUAAUAACAAAAUGACUAUGUCAAAAUCUAGUCAACAGUUUACAUUUGGUCUAAAAGAAAACCAGAAAAUCACAAUCAUGCAGAGACCUUCAUCAGCUGCAAACUUUCAGAAACCCAUAGAGAAAUCUUCGGGCAUUUCAAAUUUUGUCAAAUCUCACUGCCUUUAUAAACCUGGCGAGAAAAGAAAUGACAAAGGUUCUCAGAAAGGAGAUAAUCCCCACGGAGAGACCAAACAGAAAAACAAAUUCCGGAAAAGGAGAAGGUGGCGCAACAAAAAGAACAAUGCAAACCACUUGACAAAUGCACCUGCCAGCAACCAGCUACUAGAACAGAAUAUUCUGAAAAGAAAUAACAACAGGAUUAGUAAAGAGGAAGGUGGUAAUUGGAUUUAUGACAAUAAGCCAAAGUAUUACAACAACAACAACGCGGAAGUUGCAAACAAGGCAUUCGAAAAUUGUAAUCUUCCCAAUGCAUUUUGGAUGUGUAAUCAAUCUGCAGAAUUUGAUCCCCAAUAUAGGACUAAGUGUAUGGUCAACUUUGCAAACCAGGUAAUGUUCCAGUUAGAUUAGUAGUUUUGGUACCAAAACAUGAAAUGGACAUUUGUUAGACAAGUUAAAAAUCCACAUUCAAAACAAGAAUAGUCUGACUUUAUAUGUUUUAAUAUUUAACUUCAUUAUAGCAUGAUUAUACAAGAUAUUCAGAAUAUCACAUUUAGAACAUUUCAUUUGAUAUUUUCAUAAUUAAAUAUUUUGUGAAUUAUCAAAGGGGGAAAAAACACACAAGAAAUUUAGAUAUCAAAUUUAGAAAUAUUAGCAAAGGAUUAUAAUUGCGUCACAAGUUCAUUAAUUCUUCACUUCAACGUAUCAUAACUAUAUGGUUUUUGGUAUCAGUGGUAUGAUGAUUUUAUUCAAUUUCACUAAAUCAGAAACGAGUAGUGUAAAUAAUAAAAAAUUAUAUACAUAUAUAUAUAUAUAUAAAUAUAAAUAAAUAGCUACAACUUUGUAACAUACAAAAGUCUAAAAACACAAAAAAAAUUGAAAAAGUUUUAAAAUUUUAUUAAAAAACAAAAAUAACAAUAAUAAUUUUUCUUUUUUUAAUUAAAAUUAUGCAAGUCACACUAUGCAUGGUUACUUAUUUUGGUUUGUUUAGGUUCGUAAAAUGUAAACCGAAGGUUACGGCCACAUUUUAUAGUUUGUUAAUUCUAUAUAUCAAAGCAUAGUUACAAACAUUAAGUGGCUUUGGGUAAAAACAGUCUUUUUAUUCAUUGUCAAGUUGUUGUUUUUUUUUUCUUUUUGUUUUUACAUUAGUUCUUGUUAAAUUGUUUUCGUUUUGUUUAAGUUUGAACAUUACGUAUGUAUAUAUUCUUUAGUUUUGUGUUGUCAUUCUAUGAAUGACCAAAUUUAAGUGUAAUCUUUCUUCAGAGCAUACACUUCAAAUAAAUGUUUUUCAAAGAAAGUAUUCGUUUAUAUUUAUAUACGUGUAUUAGAUGGAUACGGGUUUCGGAUAAUGUUAAUUCACUAAAGACCGUAAUAAAGUAUGUUUUGAAAUUUC
Messenger RNA from Centruroides sculpturatus (bark scorpion), 4487 nucleotides. It is a transcript of the gene Nop17l, whose product is annotated as protein kintoun-like. NCBI's taxonomy places the organism in Eukaryota, Metazoa, Arthropoda, Arachnida, Scorpiones, Buthidae. Gene Ontology annotation, biological process: axonemal dynein complex assembly. The record is from RefSeq and is a predicted model, not a curated record. Gene Ontology annotation, cellular component: cytoplasm. The coding region runs from base 275 to 3505 and encodes 1076 amino acids. The transcript is spliced from 6 exons.